Molecule: messenger RNA, 573 nt
Organism: Pedinophyceae sp. YPF-701
Lineage: Eukaryota; Viridiplantae; Chlorophyta; Pedinophyceae
Source: the annotation of a GenBank genome assembly
AUGUUCAAGAACACGUACCAGUCCGGGUUCUUGUCCAUCCUGUACAGCAUUGGGAGCAAGCCACUCCAAAUCUGGGACAAGCAGGUGCGCAAUGGGCACAUCAAGCGGAUCACGGACCAGGACAUCCAGUCGUCUGUGCUGGAGAUCAUGUCCACUAACGUCAGCACCACGUUCGUGACGUGCCCGGCCGACGAGAAGAAGACUUUGGGUAUCAAGCUGCCGUUCCUGGUCAUGAUUAUCAAAAACCUCAAGAAGUACUUCACCUUCGAGGUCCAGGUGCUGGACGACAAGAACAUCCGGCGGCGGUUCCGCGCAUCGAACUACCAGUCCACGACGCGCGUCAAGCCCUUCAUUUGCACCAUGCCCAUGAAGCUCGACGAGGGGUGGAAUCAGAUCCAGUUCAACCUGUCGGACUUCACGCGCCGCGCGUACGGCACGAACUACGUCGAGACGCUCCGCGUGCAAAUCCACGCCAACUGCCGCAUCCGCCGCAUCUACUUCUCAGACCGCCUCUACUCCGAAGACGAGCUCCCGCCGGAGUUCAAGCUCUUCCUGCCCAUCCAGAAGACGUAG